AUGAAAAAACUAUCGAGUGUACAUGCAGUGACCUUGUUGUGUGUUGUUAUAUUAUUGUUCGUACUUCAUCGAAUCUAUCAAUCGUGUGCAAAAUUAGAUUCUUCUUUGGCUAAUAACGAUUGCGAACAAUCACUUCUUGAAAGUGAUGGUUUUAUUUGUGAAUCCAAAGCCGUAUGGAAUGAACGUAAACAGAUCCAUCAUGCUCAAGAUGAUUUGAAUGCCGUACGACAUCCCGAUCCGGUGUUCUUUUCAACGAAUUGGGAAUCGACCUUUCACUGUUCGAGUACGCGACGUAUAGGUACACGAGGCGAUGGUGGCAAAUGGGUGUGCGAUUCAUAUCGAUUAAAAUCCCAAGCAAAUUGUCUCAUUUAUAGUGUUGGCUCCAAUGGGGAUUUCUCAUUCGAAACAGAAAUUAAAAAACUCAUACCCCACUGUGAAGUUCAUGCAUUCGAUAAAAAUGUGUAUUCGUGUCCGACGAACGUAUGCACGUUUCAUGCGAUCACUUUCGGCGAUGGUGUUGUACCUAACAAUUCACAAAGUUGGCCUAGUAUUGUUCAAGAACUGAAUCAUACAGCUAAAACGAUUGACAUACUUAAGAUUGAUAUUGAAGGAGCGGAAUAUUCGUUUUUUCCUCAUUUAUUUCAAUCUGAUAAAAGAACUUUCCCACGACAAAUUCUCGUCGAAGUUCAUCCAACAAAUAUUACUAUUAUUCAAGGCUUCUUCGAUCUUCUACGACGAAACAAUUAUGUCAUCGCGAUCAAAGAGAAUAACCUUCACGCUGGACCAUACUUUUUUGAGUAUGCAUUUCUCAAAAUGAAUCCACUCUUUUUCCGCUGA
This is a messenger RNA of Adineta ricciae, 837 nucleotides long. Lineage: Eukaryota; Metazoa; Rotifera; Eurotatoria; Adinetida; Adinetidae. The record is from the annotation of a GenBank genome assembly.